Messenger RNA from Ascochyta rabiei, 405 nucleotides. RefSeq lists its product as uncharacterized. The record is from RefSeq and is a predicted model, not a curated record. NCBI's taxonomy places the organism in Eukaryota, Fungi, Ascomycota, Dothideomycetes, Pleosporales, Didymellaceae. Bases 1 to 405 code for a protein of 134 amino acids. The transcript has a single exon.
AUGCCGGCCUCACAGUCUCCAUGUAUAGAUGCAUUUAUUCGCGAGCUAAUGAAACCCGUUCUUUGUUUCUUGUGCUCAACAGAUUUGACGAUCUUCAACCGCGUCCAUAUUCAUCCUACUUUUACCGCAAGCUGUCCCUUUGCCUUAGUCUCGUUGUAUCAAUGGGACUUUGUUACUUACAGGGCCCCAUAUUCUAUCCAACUGAAAUACAAAAAGUAUUUCAGAUAUGUUCAAUUCGGCGGAGACAAGCGAAAAUUACUUGGAGAGAAGAACAAACAUGGGGUUUUAGAGGCAGUCAUAUUUCUUUCAGCUAUAGACCUCAUGAAGCUAUCGGCAGAUGGAAAGUACAAAUAUAGCGAUCAUCUAUCUGUAUCCGUUACGAAAGAAGAUAAAACAUUAAUAUAA